AAUCGAAUUCGGGAUCUGGACCUUUGCCCUCGAUAGGAGGAGGAGAAGGUGACCUUGUGCUCGAUGGCGUCGCUGCUGGAGGAGGAGAUGGCCUCGGAAUCGGAUGCGGGGAGCUGGAACGUCGGUCUAGGUGCCAAGUUGGGGCAUGGUGGAGAGAUCUUGGUGCUGUUUGAGACGCCCUCUGGCUUUGCAAUUUUCGGUUAUGAUGGAGUCAAGCUCUUUCUACCAGGUGCCAUCCAGGAUAUCUGGGCAGACUUCAUCAAGGAUUAUAAGACAAAACAAGCUAUUUGGCUUAAAGAUUUUCAAACUUUUGAGGACAAGGCCAGCGCCAUUAAGCUUGAUACUGGUGUUGACAAAAAGCUUGCUUCGAUGAUCGAAAAGUGCAUAAAACCUGGACAGAAACUAGCUGUUGGAAAACGUGAAUAUCAAGAUAUCAUUGAAAAGAACUUGGGAAUAUCCUGCCUGUGUAAUGAAGCUGUGAUGGAGGUGAUGUGGGGCCUGAAGAAUCUUAUGUGGUAUUUAGUGCCUGAUGAAAAAUCAGAGCUGACUAAGGAGGAUUGCCUCCCGAUGAGUGAAGGAAUGAAAAUUGUCCUGAAUCGCCAUGGCUUUGAUGUCAAACCAGAGAUGGUUAAUAAAUGUAUUAUUGAGGCGACAGGCAUGGUGUACGAGUGUGAUUUUUGUGUGGACAAACAUGCCGAAUCGUUGCACGGUGCUGGUGAACACCUUAAGAAGAUAUCUGACAUUAAAUUUGAGGAUUGGGAUUUACUGAAACUUGCAACCGCUCUCAUGAUGGUAUGUUACCCACAUGGUGAAGUAAUUGUAGCUGGCAAUCCUCAAAAGCUGUUUGGAGAUGACUAUUCAAAGUUGGUGGAGGACGCACCUAAAUAUAACAAUAAAAUCCUUAAGGUGGCUUGCUUGAAAGUCUAUGAAGAAAUGUUUAGGGCCCGUAAAAUUAGGUCUAAGGCGCUACGACUGUUGGCCGCUUCGAUCAAGCGGGCCAAAAAUGCAUAUGAAGCUGAACAAGCGAUGAGAAGCCAGGAGUGAUCCGAGAGUUUACUAGGCUCUGAAGCUACCAGCCGGCCACCCAGGGCAUUGGAUGCAGAUGCUUGGAGGACAACUUUAAUGUUUGGUUAGUAUUUUUAUUAUGGUAACUCACUAGUGAUUCCAUCAGUGUACUCUUAUGUAGUCUUAAUGACCGCAUUGCUCUCUGUGUGUGGGUUACUAUGUCUGUCUUUGAAUUGGCGAGAGUUGUCAUUCUCCCUACUCUGUAGGGGAAUACUACUCUCCUGUCAUCCUUUCAGUAUCUACACACAUUUGGUAGUUCAAUGGUUCAGUCUGCCUAAAAAAUUCUUUAUUGGAGGUUUUCUUUCUUUUCUUUUUUUUUUGCUUUGCCACUACAACAUAUUCAGACAUUAGACUUCAUGUCAUUUAUCAGAUUUUCUUUUAGAGUUGGACCACCAAUGAGCCCAGCUUAA
Phragmites australis (common reed) is the source of this 1475-nucleotide messenger RNA. RefSeq names its product probable nucleolar protein 5-2. The transcript has 7 exons. Gene Ontology annotation, molecular function: snoRNA binding. Gene Ontology annotation, cellular component: box C/D methylation guide snoRNP complex; small-subunit processome. Bases 64 to 1044 code for a protein of 326 amino acids. The record is from RefSeq and is a predicted model, not a curated record. NCBI's taxonomy places the organism in Eukaryota, Viridiplantae, Streptophyta, Magnoliopsida, Poales, Poaceae.